UUAAAAUGGAUGAUUUUCUAUAUGGAUUUUGGUGUGGGAGGUUCUUUAAUAAUCCUCAAUGGACUAGUUAAUUAAUAAUAUAUAGUUAUACACUUUAUUAAUUUUAUUGCUCCAUUAUUACAUUGCUGUGCAACCUUUGGUGUUUUCAAAGGCACCUGUUCAUAGUAUGAGAUAUUAUUAUUAUUAUUAUUAUUAUUAUCAUUGUUAUCAGUAGUAUCAUGAUUAAUGAAUGAGAUCACACACAGGUUCAUUUUGCAUUCAUGCCAUGGUGUCUGUUUCCGUGGUGACGUCUCUUUGCGUCACAGAGCAAACCUGACACUGAGGAGGAAAUAUAGGACAACAGGAGGAAGAGGAGGAAGUCUGCGGUGAACACAGAGAGAGAGAGAGAGAGAGAGAGAGAGAGCGAGAGAGGACAACAGAGGAAUCUGCUUCAUCUCAGCAUCAGUGUCUUUCAGCUCCAGCAGGAUGAAGGAGCUGCAGCAUCUCUCUCUGCCCGGAGCGUGAGGAGACUUCCUGGUUUCCAUCUGCCUGCUCGUCCUCAGCCUCCUUUACCUCCGCCUCACCCUCUGUGUGUGUGUGUCUCUCUGAUCUUCCUCCUCCCCUCCUCCCCCUCGCUUGUGUCUCUGCAGCAGCAGCUGACAUCAUGGAUGGAUUCCGGCUGCCGCCGCUCAUAGAAGAGGUGCUCGACCCGUCCGAUGAGCUGUGUGAGCUGAAGGACAAAGAGGAAGACGAUGAGACGCUGAGAGAUGGAGAGAAAGGACAGCAGGAGGAAGAGAAGGAGGUGAAGGACGAGAAGGAGGAGGAACGAGGAGGAGGAGCUGAGGAUGAAGAGCUGGAGGUGGAGGAGCUGAGAGCUCAGGUGCUGCAGCUGCUGAUGGAGCUGGAGGAGACGAGGGAAGUCUCUCAGAGACACGAGGACAGUUUCACUGAGUUGCAGGGUUUUUUGGAAGAAGAGCGUCUGGCGAGCGCCCACCAGGCCGAGAGUUUCACCAGACAAAUCCAGAGACUGCAGGCACAGUUGCGGUCAAUCCAGGAGGAGAUGGACAGUCUGGAGGAGGAGAAGGACAGAGAGCUGGACGAGGUUCAGGAGGAGCUGCGCUCUACUCAGGAGGAGGUGCUGCUGCUGCAGCAGGCGGCUGAGGAGACGGGAGCCGAGAGGGAGAACGACAUCGCCUCCCUGCAGGAGGAGCUGUGCCGGCUCAGGGCGGAGCUACAGCGUCUCCACGCCACGGCGCAAGAGUACGAGCUGGAGAUCACAACGCUGCGAGCUGAAAUCACCAUGAAGAGACAGAACACCGAGCCGCGUCCACAUGGUGAGAUGACGCAGCUUAAGGACCAGAUGGACGUCCUGAAGGACGAGCGUCAGACUCUGAGUGAUGGCAACAAGCAGCUGAGCACCAAAGUGGACCAACUGCAGCAGCAACGAGACAUGUGUGAGGACGUGUACCUGGCUGUCAGAGCGCAGGACGACCAGGUGAGGGCGCACUCUUACAUCACCGUGUCUCAGGCUCCUGUGGCAGGCGAUCAAGAGGACGGCGUCUCUGAGCUCCAAGUCCUGACAGUCCAGCUGAGAGACGCAGAGGAGAUGGUUCAGAGGGCUCAGAUUCAGUGUGACGGUCUGAAGAGCGAGCUGGCCGAGCUGCAGCAGCGGUACGACCACAGCCAGUGGGAGCGAGCGGCGCUGGAGCAGGAGCUGCAGCGCUACAGGGCGGAGCUACAGAAGCUGGGCGGGAAGACGCAGUUUGGGGUUUCUCAGCAGAACGACUCUGAAGGCUGGAACGUGGCGGUGGUGGCGGUUGCUGUGGCGGCCAUCUUGGCUCUGGUCAUCCCCAGCUUCACAAGGGCCUGAGGAACUCUGGGAUACGCGUCACCUGACUCACGCUGCCUUCAUACAGUUGCUCUCCUGAUGUCCACACCUUGCCUCACUCUGUCUCGUGGGUGGGGCUACCACAGCGGGUCAUCCUGAACGCCACAAAUUACAGUGAGAGCCAGAGGGAAAAGCAGUAAGCUCAUUUAAUUCACACUUGUCCAGUAGGAAUACUUAGGUCGUUAAAUAGUGACCGAGUUAAUACUUUAUUAACACGUUUUUUUUGUCAUUUUUUUAACUGAUAUACAUAGUCAAUUGAAAGAGGGCCGAGUUCGUAGCCCUGUGGAAUGCCUUCAGGGAUGGAGUUUGUUUGUAACAAUGAAAGAAAACUGCGUCGGUUGUUAAUCACUAAAUAAUUUACUUUCUGGAACUUAUAGGUUUUAUUUUGUCACAAAUAAAUGGUGUUAGCUCAGAGUGAUAGUGAUAGUGAGACCAAAGCUUUAAAGGUCGGAAACCACUGGUUUAUUUUUUUAAAAGGCUUGAAAUGUUAUUCAUUUAAUUCAUCAAAUGUUUAACGGAAACUUUUUUAUCAGAACAAAGAAAUAGUAAUGAAAUGUAGUAAAAAUUAAUAAAUUUUUUAUCUAUUCUUUUCUAUUGUUUAUAUUCACUUAAUAUAAACAAACAAAAAAGCACAUUUAAGGAGGAUGGCAGGAAAAAAAUAAACACAUAAAUGGGAAAAUAUUCAGGCACAGGCAUGUAGUUUUUAAACAGUUUCAGCUCUAAAAAUAAUCUUAUUUUUUCAAACAGAAUUAACAAACUGGUUGACUCACUUUUACUAACAACAAAUGAAAACGUAGAACUCUGUAACUUGUGUUUGCCAAAGUGAUCGUUGCCAUUUUUCUGGUUUCACUGUGACAGUUUUCCACAAAAUAGUUAGAACAGUUUGUCUUUUUGAAUAUUGGUUAUGUUACUAAAUAUUUCAUUUUUAAAUUUUAUUUGAAAGAAUAUGGUGGAAAAGUGGACAGUUUUAUUAAAAAUAUAUUAUUAUUUAUCUAAAACAAUUUAUCACCUUACAAAAAAUGGUUUUCCUUCAUACAAUUCUUAUUUAACAGUAAUAUUUGAUUACAUAUGAUUUGUUUUACAAAUCGGUCUACAAAUCACUCAGUCGUCCCUGAUUUUGUGUUUAUAAUAAUUCAAUUACAAAAAAUUUUUUUUGAACAUACACCUGUUUAAAGCUGAUGUAAAUAGUAAAUGGAAAGCGGACCCAGUACGUAGCCCUGUGGGAUGCCUUCACCAAAGAUGUCUUUGUAAAGUUGAACGAAACAGACUUAUAGAUUAAAUUUAACUGUAGCUGCAAAACUGAUUCAAACCCAGACAGAAAGUGAGAACUUUUUGUUUUGUAGCAUUAAAUCUUUUUAUUGGAGAUUAUCUUUCUUCUUUUACACAUGCGCAAGUUUCAUUGUUUACAUGUAAGUGGUGACCAAAUAAUAAUAAUAAUAAUAUUAAAUACAAUAGUAUAAACUUGACCAGAAGUUUUAAUGACCGAUCGUAUUUAGAGUUGAGUUAAACUGUCUCAAUGAUAGUGAUGACCUUUUACAAAAUAAUAUACAACAGUAUCAGACAUUCCAUAAUACUUUAUUUUUAAAAUCAUUACACAUUUAAAUAUGUAAAAGACUGUUGUGAAUAAAAUGACUGAGCUGUGUUUGAAGUGGCAUUAAUGUGACGAAGCAAUCAAACUUUAGUAAAAUUUAAUUUUUGUUAUCACGUAUUUGAUCAUUUAUAUGUUCACAACCUAUCGAUUUACAUCAUAACUGAUAAUAACUAAUAACCAGCAUGUGUUAUGGAGACUUUUGUACAAUUUUCAGCAUGAGAGAUAUCAUUCAUUUUAACGAGAGAGAGGAAUAUAUGAAAAUGUAGAUAAACAGGUUUUGUUUCUUAUGUCAAAACUCUGAAACAAAAAAGACAGAAUAUGUAAUAUUUUCUCCAAUUUUGUUUGUCAAAUUCAUGACUAUUUCAACAAAGUAGAAAUGAAUGAGAUGUCAAAAUACUAUCUCAUAAUUUUAAGUCAAAUAUUUGAGGUGUCUUAUAAUAAAGAGUUUUAAUUUUUUUUUAAAUGAACUUAUAUUUUUGUCGUACAUCUGAACACAACGGUUGGUUACAGCCCGUGUUUUCUGUCUUUACGUCAAUAUAAAACCAUAAAUAAUAUAAAAUAUAAUGUUCCCAAACAAAUUUACGUUUCAUUUGUAACUGCAGGACCCAAUGUGACAAACAAAAACGUUUCACCCCCCCCACGUGAAAAGGUUGUGAAAUAACUGUGAAUGUUCAUACCAAAUGUGAGAAAUUUAGUUUUACACAGAUAUUUUAUUGUGCACGUAAAAACAAACAGAUCUCUUCCACGAUUCCAACAGCAUGCAAAUAUUAUUCAAUAGAAAUGCUGCAUUUAUGUAUUUUAUUUUUAAAUUAAUGAUGUAUAAUAGUGUUGAAGUUAUUUUUAGUUUUUAGGUAAAAAAAAAUUAAAAUAAAAUGUCACCAAGUGUUUGCAAACAUAUGUAGCAGUGAAACAUUCUCUAAUAAAUAACAACAUCCUUUUAUGGAUCAUAUUAUUACUUAAUUUUGUGUGUUAAUGUUGUUAGUUAUUGAUCAUAUUGAUUAUUGUAAUCAGAGUAUGUUCCUUAGUAUUACCUCACACAUGUUAGCAUCUGUAGCCAUGUUGCAUGUUAGCAAUGUUGUGAUUCUGCAUGAAAAUAUAAACAUAUAGAUUUAUGUUUAUGAAUGUGUAAUUUGUUUGUAUUAUUAAUCAGGUUUCUCAUCACUUUACCUGUGUGUUCAGGAGGUGUUAGCUUAGCUUAGCUGAAAAAUAUUUCUGUAACAUCGUAGUUAACGUAGUAAAUGCUAUGUUGUAUGUUUAUAGCCUGGUAUUAUUAUGGUAUAGAAGCUACAGGUCGAGUUUCAAACUUGUUUUCUAGAUAGCUAACAAGCUAGCUUACAAAGUUACAGUUGUCAUUUCAAAGUAUUGUUUUAAAUGUUAUUUGAACAAAAAAGAAGAAGAAGCUAAAACCAUGUGGAAAAUACAAACAUUAGCUGUUUUAGGUAUGUAGCUGAUUUAAUUAAUCUAUUUGUAAUAAUGUUUGUGUGACACUUUUUGUAUAGUAGUUACUUGUUACAGCUAGCAGGUUGCAGGUCAUCUUAUGUGCGUAGCCACAAAAAACAGACUAACUUAGCAUAAAAACUGGAAGAUAGGGAACCUGUUAGCCUAAGUAAAUAAAAGUGUCUGAUGUCAUAUCUUGUUUAUUUGAAAUGCAUUAAAAUAAAGAUUACUAAACUAAACACUAUAGAAGCUAUUUUAAAGUGCAUGCUCAGCUAGCAGGUCCUUGAUUUCAGUCUUUGGGCUAAACUAAGCUAAUUUAUCCUUGACCACUGUUUGUUCUAAGGUAGGCUAACUCGUCCUAGGUCAAUGUUUGUGCUAAGGUAGACUAACCCGUACUAGGUCAAUGUUUGUGCUAAGGUAGGCUAACUCAUCCAAGGUCAGUGUUUGUGCUAAGGUAGGCUAACUUGUCAUCGAUUAUUGUUUGUUAUAAGCUAGGCUAACUCAUCUUGGGGCAAUGUUUGUGCUAAGAUAGGCUAACUCAUCCCGGACAAAUGUUUGUGCUAACUCGCUCUAGGUCAAUGUUUGUGCUAAGGUAGGCUAACCCGUCCUAGGUCAAUGUUCUUGCUAAGGUAGGCUAACUCAUCCAAGGUCAGUGUUUUUUGCUAAGGUAGGCUAGCUCAUCCUGGACAAAUGUGUGUGCUAAGAUAGGCUAACUUGUCCCAGACCACCAAUGUUUGUGCUAAGCUAGGCUAACUAAUUCUGGACCAAUGUUUGUGCUAAGCUAGGCUAACUCAUCCUGGUCACAGGUUAAACUGAUGUCUCUGAAGAAGACGUUUGACACAUUCUGUGUCUCUGUGCAUCGUCCGUUAGCUUUAGUUGUGUCAGAUGUGAGAUCUGAGUCACCUGUCUGAUGUUUAAAAUUAUGAUGAUGAUUAUUUUAUUUCUUCAUGUUUCUGCACUUUAUGUCUGUUUGAAUGUGACGACUUUUGUUAAAUUAAGUCUGUACAUUUUGUAAAUGAACAAAAUAAAAGUAGUUUAUCCUGAAGCAAA
Messenger RNA from Solea senegalensis (Senegalese sole), 5945 nucleotides. Its product is annotated as coiled-coil domain-containing protein 136-like. Bases 644 to 1849 code for a protein of 401 amino acids. The record is from RefSeq and is a predicted model, not a curated record. Lineage: Eukaryota; Metazoa; Chordata; Actinopteri; Pleuronectiformes; Soleidae. Gene Ontology annotation, cellular component: acrosomal membrane. Gene Ontology annotation, biological process: single fertilization; acrosome assembly. The transcript has 9 exons.